This is a messenger RNA of Rotaria sp. Silwood2, 372 nucleotides long. NCBI's taxonomy places the organism in Eukaryota, Metazoa, Rotifera, Eurotatoria, Philodinida, Philodinidae. The record is from the annotation of a GenBank genome assembly.
AUGGCUACUGCUGACAUUAUUCAAGCUGAAGAGUUAAAUAAACAAUCUUAUGUAGAUGAUGGUUGUUCUUCUGUAAGUAAGAUAGAAAAACAGACAACAAUUCUCAGUUCAAUAACAAAUAUUCCAAAACAAGAAUUUAUUAUUGAAAAAAAGAAAUAUUCUUUAAAUGAAUCAGAAACAAUACGAGAAGUUCGAAUCCGUAGUCUUUCUCAUUGGCCACAUUUCAUACCAAGUAAUCAAUCAAUGAUAUCUGCUGGUUGGUUUUCAUGUAAUGUUAAUGAUCGAGUUAUUUGUAUAUAUUGUAAUACAAUUUGUCAUGAAUGGACAAAUAAUGAUGAUCCAAUUGAAGUUCAUAAAAGACUUUNGAAAUAA